Molecule: messenger RNA, 774 nt
Organism: Coniosporium apollinis CBS 100218
Lineage: Eukaryota; Fungi; Ascomycota; Dothideomycetes
Exons: 2
Coding region: 1-774 (257 amino acids)
Source: RefSeq, a predicted model, not a curated record
AUGAUACCUCCAGGGGAACUGCCCAACUACGAGAUCUUUCGCGACUGUCUCUCCGACGUCCUCAUCCGCAAGCUCACCACCAGGCCAACAAAGCCAGCGCGCCGGCGCGCAGCUAAGGGGCGCAAGAACGCAAUCAAACCGGUGAACGCUGCGGUAUCUGAAGAAGAGCAGAGCGCCAGUGACGCGGAAGACCUAGGCGACUUCAUUGACUACCUAUCCUCCGAAAUAUUCACCUCCCUCCCCCCAGAGCUCCGCCUCCUCUCCUACAUCGCUGUGCAAAACGACGCCGCGCUCCGCGAGCGCUACACGGAUUCCCUACCGACAUCAACCCUUGAGACCCUCACCUCCACUCUGCCCCCGUCCGUUCCCGACUCCCUCCUCGCCUACAGCCUCCUCCCCGACGCCUCCUCCCUUCCCACCUUCCUCUCCAUCCCCCUCUCCACCUACAUAGCCGCCACAACCGCCCCACCGCCCGUCUGGUCCAACACGCGAGCCUCCGCCUGCGAGAUCUGCGAGCGCGACUGGAUACCCCUAACAUAUCACCACCUCAUCCCAAAAUCGGUGCACGAGCGGGUGCUGAAGCGGGGCUGGCACGACGAAAGCGUGCUGAACAGCGUGGCGUGGUUGUGCAGGGCGUGCCACAGCUUCGUGCAUGGGAUUGCGGGGAAUGAGGAGUUGGCGAAAGAUUGGUACACCGUGGAGCGGCUGAGGGAGAGGGAGGAUGUGCAGAGGUGGGCCAAGUGGGUAGGGAGGGUGAGGUGGAAGACGAGAUGA